This is a messenger RNA of Andrographis paniculata, 1815 nucleotides long. RefSeq names its product zinc finger CCCH domain-containing protein 18. The record is from RefSeq and is a predicted model, not a curated record. Gene Ontology annotation, molecular function: nucleic acid binding; metal ion binding. The coding region runs from base 58 to 1563 and encodes 501 amino acids. Lineage: Eukaryota; Viridiplantae; Streptophyta; Magnoliopsida; Lamiales; Acanthaceae. The transcript is spliced from 6 exons.
GCUUUUGUUCUGUAUCGCUCUUCCCUUCUUAUUCUCGCUCGGUCGUCGGUAGUGGCAAUGGCGGAUGAAGAGGAAGAAAGGGCUUUGGAAGAGCAGCUCCAGUUUCAGCUGAAGGAGCAGAAGGAUUCUCUCGCCGACGUCAAUGACGCCAUCUCUGGCGACCCCUCUAACGCUGAACUACUCGCGGUUCAUGCCGAUCUAGUUCAGGCUAUAAAAGAUGCUGAGGAUGGUCUUUUUCACCUGAAAAGGGCGAGGUUGCUGCGAGAGGCCGAUGCAGUUUUACAAGGAACACUUAGUUCGAAUGAUGUUACAGCUGAGCCCUUGGAUCCAGCCGAAGUUGAAGCUGAACCGCUUGAGGAUCCAAGCUACUCUGUUGGAUCCAAAUGUAGAUUCCGCCAUACUGAUGGGCGGUGGUACAAUGGAGUCGUUAUUGGAUUGGAAGGUUCUGAGUCUGCAAAGAUAUCUUUCCUCAAUCCGACAUCCGAAAGUAUGUUGAUGUGCAAGUUCUUUCUACAGCAACGAUGUCGAUUUGGUAGUUAUUGCCGAUUAUCGCAUGGUGUCGAUGUCCCGAUAUCUUCCCUGAAGAAGUAUAUUCCGACAACAUGGGAAACCUCGUUGAUUGGUUCCACUGUCUUGGCCAUUUCUGAUACCAAAGCAGGCAUCUGGCGAGAGGCCGAGCUAGAAUCAUGGGAUGAGAGGCUUGGAACAGCAGAGGUUGUUUUCCGCGACGAUGGAAAUUCAGCAAAACUCGGAACUGAUGCCAUUACAUUGUCUGAAUACGCCCAGACGAGCGACAUAGAAGCGACGGACACAACCUCAGACCAAUCCGAUUCUAGCGACUAUGAAGACGACGAAAGCUCUAACGGAUUGGGAUUCUUACAAACUACAGCCUUGCAGAGUGGUGUCCAAACCGAAACCGCCAUUUUCGCCAAGUGGGAGAAUCACACCCGAGGCAUCGCAUCGAAGAUGAUGGCGAAUAUGGGCUUCCGAGAAGGUAUGGGAUUAGGGGCUUCGGGACAGGGUAUGGUGAAUCCGAUCCCUGUCAAGGUUCUUCCGCCGAAACAAUCCCUCGAUCAUGCCAUCAAAGCUAUCAAAAAAGAAGGGAUCGGCAACGAGACCCCGUUGUCGUCGUCGAAGCGGCGCACUCGAGGCGGUAAGCGGAAGCGCGACAAGAAGUUGGCUGCGGAAGCAAAGGCUGCCGAAGAGGAAGAAGAAUCGAGAGACGUGUUCUCACUCAUAAACAACCAGCUGGCAAUGCACGGACAAAUCCUACGUGGCGGUGGCGGUGGGGGGCCUGCGAAGAAAGCGGCGAACGGGGACGGAAAGAAAGAGGACAGGCGGGCCCUACUUGCGUACGAAGACGAGAUAAAGAACCUAAGGCUGCAGGUGGGGAGACUUGAAGAAAUGGCGAACCGGAACAAGAAGGAGAAGGCCGUGCACGAUGCUGCGAUGAGAAAGCUGAAUGAAACCCGGAAAGCGUUGGCGGAUGCCGAGGAUGCACUCGCCUCGACGUCGAACGCCGUUGUCAGAAACGAGAAAGAGAAGAAAUGGCUCAAAUUCUGACAGAUUGUUUAGGUUCAUGGCUUCGUUGGGAAUAUUGGCGGGAAGGAGUAAAUCGGGCCGGGCAUUUGAGUGGCGCGACAUAAUUGGCCCGCUAAGGUAAACGGGCUUUACGAUAUCAUUUUACUGUGCAUGCCAUUUGUUUGUGAUUUAUGAAAAUACGUAUGUGUGUAGGUUAUAAUCUACGCUUGAAUUUGAUGCUGAAUGAGUUUAUUUUAUUUUAUUUAUUAUUAUUUUAAUGGUGUUAUUAUGAAA